UCCUUACCAAAGGCACUGCAGUUCGGUACCGGACGUUAUGACAACGUAAAGUAUACAUAUAUAGAUAUUAGCCAGGUUAAACACGCCCUAACGGUAUGUUCAUGGGUUAAAAAGAAGCUGACUGGCCUCUAUAGAUCUUGGUUUAACUACAGAACGUCCACACACCCUUACGAGAUCCUAAUAUCAGAUGCUGGCCACUACAACGUCAUUCACAACACCAACAACGACCUGAGAAGUGCUCUUAUAGUACCCUUCAACACGUGGACUCAUCAAUGUCAAAGUUGGUCAACAAGCAAUGGGACAAUGAAGACCUACUAUAAUGGUACUCUGAUAGGGUCUAAAAAUGUUUCCUCAGCUCCAUUAGAAGAGGGAGGUCACCUCAUUCUGGGGCACACUUACGACUACCGUCACACACACGCAUUCGGAGGGCAGCUGAUGAAACUAAAUAUCUUCGGAAAAGUGCUCAGUCAAGGAGAAAUUACAGAGUUAUACAACGCUGGGAGAUGUUCCGAUGUAGAAAAGAAGCACCAGGUCAGGUACAUCACCUGGGAGAAAAUCCUGAGUCUGCGCAGAAGUGGACGUGUCACAGAAGUGGACUCUGGGUGUGCUGCUGAAGAAGAAGAGGAGGAAGAAGAGGAGGAAGAAAAGGGGGAAGAAAAGGAUGAUAAUGAGUGUACUGACAGUAUUUUGGACAUACUCUAUGAUCAGACCUAUUUUAACCAAACACUGACCGCCGAGAAACUUGCAAAAGUAAAAUAUGUUUGGAAGAUGAUGGAUCGUUUUGUCGGUUCGAUGAUCAGUUCGAUGCCAGUAGAGGAAGAUGACAGCAGCUAGAGAACCGAAGCAAGGGGGAGCAUUAAUCGGUCCAACUAAAAAGUACUGUGUUCUCCCAAUGGCUGUCUGGUUACUAAUUUGGAAACAAGGAUCUACUUUCUCUGAUACGUAUCAUGGGUCUGAUGUCAGGGUUUUUAACCGGUUUUCAGAACAGUAACCCGUUUUAGAACAUUCUUAACAAUUGUUAUUACAAUAGUUAUAUCGACCCUAUAUUUUUAACAAUAGUUUUAUUAUCAAUUAUUGGCAUUUUGAUGUCAGGUAUUUGUUUUACGGACCGGUUGUCAUUGCAGUGACACAUUUUAGAACAUUUAGAACAUCAGUUUAUUGACCCCUAUACUAUUCAGUUGAGACUUGAGUGCCAUUUUAGAACAUUUUUGAUAAUUAUUUUAAUAAUGACUCUUAGUUGAUAGAGCCAAUCUUGGCGAAAACUAGUAUCUUAUUAAGAUACGUUUAAAAAAAUUCUUAGUCUUACAUUAAAAGUAUGGUAGGUGAAUUGACAAUAAUAAUAUGUUAUAGGGAACUUAGAGAUUUUUCAACAUGAAUGCUUUUAUCAAUUAUGAUUUG
Molecule: messenger RNA, 1398 nt
Organism: Bolinopsis microptera
Lineage: Eukaryota; Metazoa; Ctenophora; Tentaculata; Lobata; Bolinopsidae
Exons: 3
Coding region: 304-834 (176 amino acids)
Source: RefSeq, a predicted model, not a curated record